ACCGGCCGGCGCACUCCAAGUGCUUCGAGUGCACUAACCGCGCGCCAAUAUUUCGCGAUAGCAACUCCUAAAACAAACCAAUUAAACGAAAUAAUCGAAUUACGAAAUUAUUAAAAUAUUAAUUGAGUGCCAACACUUCAAAAAUUAAAAAUAAAUAUUUAGUUCAUCAAAAUCAAAAAAAUUGAAUAUAAAAAUGUAUUGGUUCGGUUUUAUUGGUGUGCUUUUUAUGCAAAGUGUUUAUUUUGCGUGUGCCAAAGAAAAGGAUAUUUAUGACUUGCGAGAGAGGCCGAGCAAAGGAUCCAGCUGCGAUGUGGUUUUCAACAGCGAUGUCACAAAGAACGGCAGUCUUUCGAGCCCAAAUUAUCCUUCGCCGUAUCCUCCGAGGACGUCAUGUCGUUACGAGUUCCAAGGACGAGGCAAGGAGCGCGUGCAGAUCGUCUUUCACGAUUUUAAUUUGUUUCAUCCCAACGAUGACGCCAAAGAAUGCGAUAAUCACGACUCGCUGCUGGCGUUCGUGCACAUCGAUGGUCGCAUGGAAAAGAUCGAUAGCUUUUGUGGCGGCACACCGCCGAAACCACUCAUGUCGAAUGGGCCACGGCUUAAGUUGGAAUUCCAAAGCUUGUUGGCGUCAAGAUACUCGAGAGGUUUCAAGGCGUCGUACAGUUUCACUGAGAACUUUGGAAUCCGAACAGGCAUGCAAGAACCGUCAUACCCAUGUGCCUUCGUGUUCAAUAGCAACGUAAGCCGAACGGGCUACUUUCACAGCCCCAACUACCCGGGCUUCUAUCCUCGCGAUACGGAAUGCUAUUACUUUUUCCAUGGCAACGUCGGCGAAAAAGUACACUUGCACUAUAAUUAUUUCGACGUCGAGGGGGUCUUACCAUGCGAAGCGAAUUCAGCGAGUGACUACGUCGAAUUCUCCAAUUUCGUGGCGCGCGAUCGCAAAUAUCCGCGCUACUGUGGCCAAUUAAAGGAGUUCGACAUCGAAUCGGAUCGGAAAUUUUUCCGUGUCACGUUCAGAUCCAACGAUCGCCUAGACGGCACUGGCUUCAAUGCAACUUAUCAAUUCUUGAACGAAGUGGAAACGUACACAGCUAAAGCGGACUCGCCUGUUGCUGCUGCGAAAUUAAAAGGUGCGCUGGGCUCGAUGGUUUGCGCGUUGACGUUAUUACUUAGAUUUUUCACAUAAAUUUACUCCCGAUAGAACGUUAUCGAGAAAAAUUAGCGGCAAUUAUAAAAUUUUCUAGUCAAAAAUCAGUCAGAAUGAAACGUCUUUCUUGAGUCUUUCUAUAGUCGACAUACUCGUAUGCGUAAGAAUGUAAAUAAAUUAAACAAAUGACAAGAAAGAAUUGGCAAUGGAAAAUGAGAAGUGAAAACUGGCUGGAGCAAUAUUUUUCAUUUUUAUCAGCGUAACAAUUAUUAAAGUACUGAUUGUAUAAACAAACAUUCCAAUUAAAGUAAAGUGCGGGAAUACGUCCCAACUUUGAUUCGAAAAUCCUUCAAUUUGGGAAAUGGACCAAUGACGCUCGGCUGAAAGUUGAAACUACAAGUUUAACAGAAGAUCAGCAUUAAAUCUUUUUUGAAGUGUAUAUUCAACGUGAGUCAUUUUCUAGAAUUUCGAGUACGGAGUACAGAAAGGUGAAGCGAAAGUAAAUCGCGUUAUGGUAUCGAGUUUCCUGCCAUUUGCUCUCGCAUGCAGCAAUGCAGAAAUGCAGAAACGCAAUCACAUUACUCACAUGCGUCCGGGACUCCUGUUCCUCCUUCUUGAUUCUUCAUUCGUAUCUGCUGGUGGCGAGGAGGGAAUUCGAAUCUUUCGCAUUAACUCGCGAUGGAAAUCACACUGAACGAAACUUCGAAAAAGCCACGCCAAGCAACGCCAAUAAACCCGAAGAAACUCAAUUUGAAGUCUCAGGGUUUGCGCGUUCGUAAAUGGAGUUUGUACCUCGACUGCUGCCAAAAAUACGGCAAAGAAAGAGGCUGGCGGGUCGCUUUCCCGAGGCGCGAUCCUUUUCGAUGGUUGGCAAUUACGUGAGCACGAGUCGAGACGCCGCAACCAGCUGCAACCGCCACCGAUAGGUCCAAUAAAUCAUGAUUGAUGAAUGUUACACAAUGGAGCGAAGGGUAACCGAACGCAGCUAAUGCGAGAAACGUCCGCAAACAAGGAAAGUUGACUUAAUAUAAACACUGCGAAAGUAUGGCAUCGCCCAACAUUUUGUGUACAUAACGGUGCACAAUCUACAGCGCAACGCAUUGUUUUAACCGAAAUUCUAUACAUAUUUUAUUCUUUUCGAAUCGACACAAAAUGAUACCUUAAGGAGACGUAUACCUAAUAUUUCUAAAUAAUUACAUUAAAUGUAAAUCAAUAACAUAAAUGUACCACCUAUUGGAGACAAAUCCAUUUAAACAAAGACUGUUUUAAACACUUCUAACGUAUAAAAAAAACAGUUUAAGAAACAAUUGUGAGUUAUACGUAUAUACGUCAACUGCAAAUGACUAACAAGGUAUUUCUUACUUCUUGUACUUGUACGUAGACGCUGUACUUGUAGCCAGGUGUACGAGUAUUUGACGACGAUGUUAGUUUGGUUACGGAAACGCAUUUGUUUUUAUGUUUAACAACAAUAGAAAUAACAAAUGUAAUUUGUGUCAAAACAAUCAAAAUAACGUGCAUAUGAAUGUAUUUAUACCAUUGUUACCAAAAUUAUAAAUUAUGAAUUAAUAAGUUGUUCAAGGAUUGUUUUAUCAAGUUAUAUAGGUGUGUUAAAGUUAUCAUAUUUUAUCAAUUUGCGUUGUAGGUAUAAUAAUUAUGGCGAUUGUGUUUGGAUGUAUAAAAUCUAUCAUGUGUAUAUAUUAGCUAUAUUGCACACAAUAAAAACUAAAAUUUGUAAUAAAAAA
Molecule: messenger RNA, 2892 nt
Organism: Dalotia coriaria
Lineage: Eukaryota; Metazoa; Arthropoda; Insecta; Coleoptera; Staphylinidae
Gene: Sol1
Product: Sol1
Exons: 6
Coding region: 194-1189 (331 amino acids)
Cellular component (GO): plasma membrane
Source: RefSeq, a predicted model, not a curated record